CAAAUCCACCAAUCUGAGACCACAAAUUUAGGCUCUGUGGCUGAAUGGAUGUCGAAUUACAAGAAUCUCUCGAUUUCUUCCUCUUAAAUCCAUUUAUCCUUCAAACAAACAAACACAAAAUAAAGAAAGGGAGAACAAAAAAUUGUCGUAAUUAGCAGCAAGAAAUGGCAGCCACCACUACCAUGAUGACCUUCGUCCCUCAGUUUAAUGGCCUCAGGCCCACUACUUCAGUACCGGUUCGCAGUCUGGUUGCGGUUCAACCGCUGAGGCGGAGGGGCGGCGGCGCUCUCAGUGCUCGUUGUGGUGAUUACAUUGGCUCACCUACUAACUUGAUAAUGGUGAUAUCGACGAGCCUGAUGCUGUUCGCUGGGCGGUUCGGAUUGGCUCCAUCGGCAAACAGGAAAUCAACGGCGGGGUUGAAGCUGGAGGUGAGGGACUCUGGGCUACAGACGGGUGACCCAGCGGGCUUCACCCUCGCUGAUACUUUGGCAUGUGGCACUGUCGGCCACAUCAUUGGCGUCGGUGUUGUUCUUGGCCUUAAGGGCAUUGGCUCUUUGUAAAAAUAUUUCUCUCUUCUUUUUUUUCUUUAGAAUUAAAAUACAAAGACAUCUAUGUUUCUGCUCUUCAAUCUAAUGAUAUGUCUUUGCCAUUAUUUACUUUACUUUA
Molecule: messenger RNA, 666 nt
Organism: Cucumis sativus (cucumber)
Lineage: Eukaryota; Viridiplantae; Streptophyta; Magnoliopsida; Cucurbitales; Cucurbitaceae
Product: photosystem I reaction center subunit psaK, chloroplastic
Exons: 3
Coding region: 165-560 (131 amino acids)
Biological process (GO): photosynthesis
Cellular component (GO): membrane; photosystem I
Source: RefSeq, a predicted model, not a curated record